Messenger RNA from Caenorhabditis elegans, 1397 nucleotides. It is a transcript of the gene F48A11.4, whose product is annotated as F-box associated domain-containing protein. Bases 5 to 979 code for a protein of 324 amino acids. The record is from RefSeq and is marked reviewed. The transcript is spliced from 8 exons. NCBI's taxonomy places the organism in Eukaryota, Metazoa, Nematoda, Chromadorea, Rhabditida, Rhabditidae.
CAUAAUGACGUCAUCGGCGGCGGUGGAUGACAGCGUAGGAGAAAUAGCGAGGCGGUGGUUAGAAAUUGAGAAAAUAACUUCCAUCUCUGCAACGGAUUGUCUUCUGGACCGCCCGUGUCAUUUGAAACACGUAGCAUGGAAAUUCAACGAAACCUACAAUGAAAUCUGGAUCGACGGGGUCCUCGGUGUCGUUCUUACGGCAAAUCAGCCUGCUGAAAACGGAGAAUUGCGGACAAAAGUCUACUACGACGUUGAAACCGACAAAACGGACGCGAAGACUAAAUAUUAUUCGAUUGAUUUGACGGAUUUGGCGCGUUGGCAUCUUGCAUGGCUUACGGAUCCAAAUGUUUGGAUUGAUUCGGCUACGAUUGAUAUGGAAUUCGAUCAAAAGCUGUUGGUGGAAAAGCGAAAAUUCCAAAUCAAAGAGCUGAAUAUAUCGGUUCAAGCCAAUUAUCCAACAGUUCAUGGAUGGCUUCUUCAUAUGUAUCAAGACGUCGAAUCGCUCAUUUUUCGGGGAAACGGAAUUCUCGAUGCGAACAAGUUUCUGCAGUUGCCAUUUGCCGCCCGUCUCCGUAAGCUGCUGAUACUGUACGAAAGCUCAUUUGAUGACAGAUUACUGGUACAAUUGACUGCCGAACAUCUCCAGUUGGCAUCGGAUUUUAUUACCGACGUUGGAAUUAAUCGCCUACUUCAUCGUUGGAACGAUUUCAACUAUCCGAUUCGCUCGUCGUUUGUGAUCUACGUUCAGAUUAAUAAUUCGGAAGCCGUCGUCAAAUCAUUGGAUGUUAUGGAGGCAGUGCACAACGAAAAUGGUGUCUCGGAAUACCUGAUCGAAAUGGCAAAUCCAAAUGCCCGAAUGCGUGUGAUCACCCGUCCCAGCUCUGUCAUUUGCACAGUGUUCGCUGUUAACAAUUCACAGGCGCCGCCUCCGUUCUCAAUUCCUGAAAUUGCGGACGAUACUACACAACCCCAACAUUAAAUGCAUAAUUUAUUCUUGUUUUCACCUUCCCCCGCUUGAUUUUCAGUCUUUCUUCGUUUCUUCCUUAAAAAUCUGCAAAUCUCGCACCUUGCCACACUUCACAACACAGAAUUGGUUGAUCUUUGGUUCUUAUCUUAUUUAUUUUUUAUAUUUUGGGAAUCUUUUUUUUUUUUAAUUUUUGCAAUUUCUUAUUCUCGUUGAAAAUGUAUUUAUAUAUAUCUUCUCACCCACAAUUUCUCUCAAUUCAUUCACUUUUUUGGUCGUUUUUGUUAGUUUUUAGCCCAGUUUUUCACUGAAAUCCCGCGUUUUCUAACACAAAUUGUAACAUAAAUCUCGAGUAGUCUGAGCAUUUCUUUUUGAGAAUUUUCACUUUAACUCUAACCAUAAAACCAUAAGCUCAAUGAAACGUAUCUUUGUC